AUGUUUGCCACAUCGGGCACUUCUGCCUCAUUUGGCAAACAAACCAGUAAGUGUAUGUUCUCAAUGCUACAAGAAGCUGAACGAGCAAACCUUAAUGAACCAGAAGACCAGCGGCACUCAGAUCAUCCUCGUCCUCCUCAACGAGUGCUUCGUGAAAUCAGUAAGGGACAAACAACGAAAAAAACGGGACAUGAUAUUGACGAUACCAUUGGCAUGGAAGCAAAAUUGACAGAAUCGCGUGAAGAUGGUAAGGAUCUGAACUACAUAUCGAUCGGUAUGCCUAACAGUGCGUUGACAUUAUCUGAAAUUGAGGAGCGCCUAGCAGCUUUACGUGGAUGUGAUGUCGAACUGAUCCGUCGACCUCGUUGUAUAUUUGAGUCUGCUGAAAAAUUACGGCCAACAGGUGAUACAGUGCAGGGACUCCUGAAAGAGGCCAGAGAUUUGGUGGAGAUUAAUGAUAGAUACGAUCCAGUCACUGAGUUGGAGAGGCGGCAUAAACGUCUGAGAGAGGAGGGAGAACAUUCACAUUCUACAAAAGCUGUUGUGGAAGAUGAUUCUUCAACACUUGUAGACGGCCUUGCAACUGAUACAGAGGGGCAGCGACUGUCGAAGGCAUCAACGGCGACUGCUUUUAGCGAAGCUAGUGCUAAGGAAUUGGAGGAAAUUAACAGACUGAUGGAAGAUGCUCAAAAGCGAGUAAAUGCUAGUGAAGCUGAUGAAAAACGCAUGGAAAGAGAGAUGAAGAGUUUAUUAACAGCGACCCGUCAAAAAUCUUUAGAAUUGGAAGAAGUAAAUAGACAAAUUGGUCAAUUUUGGGACAAACAAUUGGAGAAGGAAUGCAUUUCUGAAAGCGAAGAUGAAUCACUUGAUGAAGAAACUGUGAAGAAGAUCAUUUUAGAGGCCGAUCAGACUGUAAAUGAAGUCCGUGAUGAUCAGCCUUCUUCAAGCGCAUUGAUGUCAUCAAAUGUGCCAUUACCGCAAUCGCAAACCAUUGUGAAAACAUUUCCGGAAUUCCUUGCUAAACGCCCCUUUUUUCAUCCAGGAAGACCAGUUCGCAGUGAAUCAUGUUUCUUUGUGUUGCAUGCCAACGUGAACUUUCUUAACGACGAGCGUCCGGAGAUUUCGUACGAUAAAUCAGGUAAGUUUGGUCUUAUUCCACCUUUUGAUCCACUCGGUGAGAAAAAGUCUUGUGGUGGAACUGUGAAGGACUCUUUACAAACACCAUCGAUGGGUAUAUGUUGCGCGAAUCGAACCGAACUCCUACUGCUUUAUGGCUUGGACAACAGCGCACAUGCAGAUCCAAUUUGGGAACGUCCUUGCUCGCCGGAACAAACUACCGUUACGGUCGCCUCUACGGAUAUUUCUAUUGGAGAGUCUCUUUCGUCUACAGAAACAGCACCUUCCACUUUCACUUCCAUAAAUGAAAGAUUAUCAACAUCUUCUCUGACCUCUGCACGUACUGAGCACCGCAAUAAUCCUCAGCAAUUACAAGAUGGUGGUACAGACUUUGAUAACGAGUUAUCAGAAGCGAACGGUGACAUUCUAAACCAAAUUGGUUCAGUUUCGAGACAGAUUGUGACUACCAAGGAUGUCAUCGAUUCAAAAAGCGACAUGAAUCGUCUAGAGAAUAGAUUAACCAUUGAUGAAAGGACAACCAAAACAGAACCUAAUCACACGAAAGUACUUACGAGCAUCGCUGGAGAAAACGGAGCCGAUAUAUUAGGUGAACUAAAAGUGAUUCCUACAGGGUUUCCUGUUCCUGCAAGUCUUCCCCUGAAGAACGUUAUGGAAUCGCAAAAAGGUGGAACUCAAACGUCCUCUGAAAAUGAAAUGGAGAAAGAACAGCAUAUUGGCUCCACUACCAUCUCUCCCAUGGAUGUAAAUGUUAAUGAAGAAGACAACCAUGUGAAUCUCGAGGUGGAAAAGAAAGAUAUGGAAGUUACUGGAAAUGAGGAAAUGCUCCAACAAACGACAACAGGUGCACCGGUGAACCGGGCGGCGAUAUCAAUCGAUAAUGAUACUGAAUUCAAUAGAAAACCGAUAGAAUUGACUAUAAAAAGUAACCACACUGAGGAGGAAUAUGACAUGAAAGAAGAGUUUUCUGAUAACAGAAUUUCUAAUGAGCCCACUAUGGAAUUAGUCACUGUUGCUCGCUUGGAUAGUGCUGGUAACUCGACGAACUCUGAUGAUGGUCUGCAUAAAUUAGGGAAGCAAAAGGCAGUCAGCGAUAUCAGGAGUGAUAGUGAAGAAGAAGUACUUACUUCCCAAUUAAAUGGGAACUUAUCUGUCAAUGACUCUCUUUCGAAUGAGAAAAGCUCUACUGAUGGACUGGAAUCGAAAUCAGAGAAAGAAGCCAUCUCAACAGAAGAGGAAGCUUCAAGUGAUGAGGCUCUCAGCAAAGGACAACACUUGUCUAUUAACGAUGGAGGUUCAUCAGCACUCGGAAACUCAGAGAAUCAAUUAACCACUCCAAAUUUUAUGCCGAACGCUUCGGAAGAAGACCAUUCGACGACUACUGAAGGAGAAGUCGUACGUAUGAAUGCAGAGGAGCAGACAUCAACUGAGCCAAAUAGCAAUGUCGAAGCAGAGGCACAACUGAAAUCUAAUCUUUUAGAAGAUCUCCCAAAUGAAAGCGAGUCUGACAAAGCAGAAAUGACAAGUAGUUCCAUGACGAGUUCAGCGAAAGCUAUGCUUGAUGACGAGGAAACCCAAAAAGGACACGAUAAAGGUAUACUGGAAUAA
Angiostrongylus costaricensis is the source of this 2742-nucleotide messenger RNA. The record is from the annotation of a GenBank genome assembly. Lineage: Eukaryota; Metazoa; Nematoda; Chromadorea; Rhabditida; Metastrongylidae.